CCUCGGGAGGCUCUUCCCAGACAGGUGGAGGUGGGCUUUCCGACCCCUGAGGUUGUAUUUUCUGACCGCAGCAGGUUUUUUCUUACGCUCCCACCAUGGCUCUGAUGGCUGGUAUGAUCCGGCGGUUGGAUGAGACUGUGGUGAACCGCAUCGCUGCUGGAGAGGUCAUCCAAAGACCAGCUAAUGCCAUUAAGGAGAUGAUGGAGAACUGCUUGGAUGCCAAAGCUACUAGUAUCCAGGUGACAGUUAAGGAUGGUGGUUUGAAAUUAAUCCAGAUACAAGACAAUGGCUCUGGUAUUAGGAAGGAGGACUUGGAUAUUGUGUGUGAGAGAUUUACAACAAGUAAAUUGCAGACUUUUGAAGAUUUAGCUAGUAUUUCUACAUACGGGUUUAGAGGCGAGGCGCUGGCUAGUAUAAGUCAUGUUGCCCAUGUUACCAUAACAACUAAAACAAGUGAUGGAAUGUGUGCAUACAGAGCAAGCUAUUCUGAUGGAAAAUUGAAAGCCACACCCAAACCUUGUGCCGGAAACCAGGGAACUCAGAUUGUAGUUGAGGACUUGUUUUACAAUGUAGCCACCAGGAGGAAAGCUUUAAAGAAUCCAAGUGAAGAAUAUGCAAAAAUACUGGAAGUCGUUAGCCGAUACGCCAUUCAUAACUCUGGCAUCAGUUUUUCAGUUAAGAAGCAAGGUGAGACAGUAGCAGAUGUCAGAACGCUGUCGAACGCUACAACGGUAGACAAUAUUCGGUCCAUCUUUGGGAAUGCUGUUAGCAGAGAAUUGAUUGAAGUUGGCUGUGAAGAUGAAACACUGGCCUUUAAAAUGACGGGCUAUGUUACCAAUGCAAACUAUUCCGUGAAGAAAUGCACCUUUUUGCUUUUUAUUAAUCAUCGACUGGUUGAGUCAAGCGCUUUGCGGAAAGCAAUAGAAACCGUAUAUGCUGCUUAUUUACCCAAAAACAUGCAUCCAUUCUUGUACAUAAGCCUUGAAAUAGCCCCCCAGAAUGUAGAUGUGAAUGUGCAUCCUACCAAGCAUGAGGUUCACUUCCUUCAUGAAGACAGCAUCUUGGAGCGCGUGCAGCAGCACAUAGAGAGCAAACUGUUGGGCUCAAACUCCUCAAGGAUGUAUUUCACCCAGACAUUGCUUCCAGGUAUUACUACCUCUUCUGCUGAUGUUGUUAAACCUGCAAGCUCUUCUUCAGCAAAUCAAGGGAUGAGAGACAAAGUCUAUGCCCAUCAGAUGGUCCGCACUGAUUCCAGAGACCAAAAACUAGAUGCUUUCCUUCAGCCGGCUAACAAAUCCAAGACUUCCGGACUUGCUGCAGAGGAAAGCAAUAACAAGAAGGCCUACGAGGAGUCUGGACCACAAGAUGCUGAGAUGGAAGAAAGCAGUGACUUUAAUGAAAGAGCUACAGGACCGGAAACUGUGGAGAAACCAGAAGGAUCAUCAGAAAGACAACGGAUGUCUCCUGAAGAUACACCUGCUAGAAAGAAACAGCGAAUAGAUGGUGAUAUGGAAAUGGAGGAAGAUGCAAGACGGGACCUGACCGCAGCUUGCACCCCUAGAAGGAGGAUUAUUAACCUGACUAGUGUUUUGACCCUUCAAGAGGAAAUUAGUAACCAGGCUCAUGCAAGUCUUCAAGAGAUGCUUCACAAUCAUUCCUUCAUUGGAUGUGUUAAUCCUCAGUGGGCACUGGUGCAGUAUCAGACAAAACUGUAUCUUCUGAAUUCCACAAAACUCAGUCAAGAAAUGUUCUACCAGAUCCUUAUUUAUGACUUUGGAAACUUGGGCAUUCUGAGGUUGUCUGAACCAGCUCCUCUCUAUGAUCUAGCCAUGCUAGCCCUGGAGAAUACUGAAAGUGGUUGGACAGAAGAAGAUGGUCCAAAAGAAGGCCUUGCUGAAUACAUUGUUGAUUUUCUAACAAAGAAGAGUGAAAUGCUGAAAGACUAUUUCUCCCUGGAAAUUGAUGAGCAUGGGAAUCUUACGGGAUUACCACUUCUGAUAGAUAAUUACAUUCCCUCGUUGGAAGGUCUACCCAUGUUGAUUCUUCGAUUAGCGACAGAGGUAAACUGGGAUGAAGAAAAAGAAUGCUUUGAAAGUCUCAGUAAGGAAUGUGCCAUGUUCUACUCCAUUAGAAAGCAGUAUAUAAUGGAUGAGUCUGAUCUUAAUGGUCAACAGGCUGAUGAAUCGGGACCUAGCACACACUCGUGGAAAUGGACAGUGGAACAUGUGCUUUAUAAAACUUUUAGGACAUAUCUUAUGCCUCCUAAGAACUUUACAGAAGAUGGAACCAUUUUGCAGCUUGCUAAUCUGCCAGACCUGUACAAAGUCUUUGAGAGGUGCUAAAUACAGACAUCUGAAUAAAGGCCCACAUCUAUUUAUUGUUAAUAAAUGGACAAAUAAAUUUGUCAAUCUGUUUUUAUACCAGUCUUUCUCCAAGCAGCAUGGGAUGGUGUAUGAGAACGAAGAAAUCUAGAUUUCAGUUCUUAGUUGAACUGGCUGCUUCCCAUGAUAUACAAAGUUCUGUGGCAGCCUAACUAAAUAGUUACAAUGUGGUAUGUAAAUUCAGAAGUUCUGCAUAUUCUCUUGAUGCAGCGAGGCUUGUGUAGCAGCUCACAAGGCAUCUGAUGAAAUUAUCACACUAAAAUGUGAGUAAGCCCAUGGAAAACAGAUUUACCAAAUAUCUUGGAUUGCAAUACUUAUUAAAAACUCAAAUACUCUUGUCUUCUGUGCAGAUUUAGAUGCGUUUAACUAUCUGCUUCAGCUGACCUGGGAGCAUUAUCUGGACACAGCUCUGAAGCAGUUCAGCCACUGAACUUAAUAAAAUCAGAGGUAACAGAAUCCUGCUGCGAAGUUACAUGGGUAUUUUAGCAAGUUAAUUCCUAUGUGAACAAUUAAUUUACACAUUUGUAUCUUAAUGCACAAGAAAUAAUCUUAAAGUAGAAGACAUAACCAGACUUAGCCAAUAUAACUUUUGGUAAAUAAAGUGUCCAUUUAAUAAAUUUUUCUGCCACAUUUUCCCCACCCAAUGUUUCACUCCACCCUUAAGUAGAUCACACCAGG
This is a messenger RNA of Gekko japonicus, 3059 nucleotides long. RefSeq names its product mutL homolog 1 (gene MLH1). The record is from RefSeq and is a predicted model, not a curated record. The transcript is spliced from 20 exons. Gene Ontology annotation, biological process: mismatch repair. NCBI's taxonomy places the organism in Eukaryota, Metazoa, Chordata, Lepidosauria, Squamata, Gekkonidae. Bases 96 to 2342 code for a protein of 748 amino acids. Gene Ontology annotation, cellular component: MutLalpha complex. Gene Ontology annotation, molecular function: mismatched DNA binding; ATP hydrolysis activity; ATP binding.